AUUGCCGGAGUGGCAACUCCCGCCGGAGUGGCCAUAAACAGAGCAGCAAUUCCGUGAAUUCCGAGCAGCAAUCAUGGGUGCCACGGCCUCGUGCAAGAAAUCCAACGGCACUGGCUAUCCGGAGCACGAUGAUCCCAGCUACCGCAAGUGCCAGGAGCUCAAGAUGGAGCGCUGGAUCCAGAUGCACUACCAGAUCAAGCAGCGGGAGCAGGCCCUGGCCAUCGCCCAGCACCGGGAGCUCUUCUACUGGCUGAGCGGCUUCUACCUGAGCGCCGUCUACGGCUGCGCCAGCUACUACCAGCGGGUGAAGCGGGUCUCCGCGCUGGCUCCGCUCCUGCCGCUCACCUUCGUGGUGGGCUACUACACGGACUGGGCCUACGGCAGCAAGCUGCACCGCAUCCAAGCGGAGGCCAACAUGAUCAUGGAGCACGAGCAGGAGCUGCUGCACUGGCCUGGUGGUCUGCCCACAGUGGCCGGAAUCGAUGAGGCUCGCGUGGAGACCGAGAUGGAAAAGAAAAUGCAUCCACACCACAUGUAGAGGCAAAAGGCUGCCCCUGUCCCUUUUAGUCUGUAGGCGGGAUUGGGUUCUCGUGCUAAGGUUUCCAUUCAAAAAAACUAUAUUCCGCCAAAGGUUUCACAACACUUGCCAGCAUCACUUUGAACCUGUAAUGGCGUCAAGCAACACUACUUAAUAGCAAGCUAAAUCUGCACUCACAACAUAAGAUACUGCUCAACAAUGAAUAGACAUACAUAUAACAGCAUUUUUUAAGUUUUUUAAGCCCGUUUUCUUGACUUUAUUAUAAGGUAACAGUAGGUUGAAAAAUGAGAAAACGUUUGAAGACUCGCAGUUUAAAAACCUACUUUUAGCUUAUCAGGAAGGCGAGAAUUUGGGUUUAAAAAUUGUAUCCAAAGUUUUUCGUUAUAAGCUACAGUUCCUGCUAAAGUGUUAGGCAUUUCGCAAACAAAUCAUUAAUACAAAUGGAACUUAUUUUGAAAGAUCAGCAUUUUACCUUUCUCAAGAAACAAAAACUUAUAUAUGAUCAAUUUAAAAGCAUA
Drosophila gunungcola (fruit fly) is the source of this 1056-nucleotide messenger RNA. Its product is annotated as plasminogen receptor (KT). The coding region runs from base 74 to 538 and encodes 154 amino acids. The record is from RefSeq and is a predicted model, not a curated record. Gene Ontology annotation, biological process: positive regulation of plasminogen activation. Gene Ontology annotation, cellular component: plasma membrane. The transcript has 3 exons. NCBI's taxonomy places the organism in Eukaryota, Metazoa, Arthropoda, Insecta, Diptera, Drosophilidae.